Molecule: messenger RNA, 1475 nt
Organism: Mus pahari (shrew mouse)
Lineage: Eukaryota; Metazoa; Chordata; Mammalia; Rodentia; Muridae
Gene: Hmces
Product: 5-hydroxymethylcytosine binding, ES cell specific
Exons: 7
Coding region: 83-1144 (353 amino acids)
Biological process (GO): DNA damage response
Molecular function (GO): single-stranded DNA binding
Source: RefSeq, a predicted model, not a curated record
GGGCGGGCGUCCCUUAAGCGGACGCUAGCUGCGUGGAAGAGUGGACUAGACCCUCGGGCGGGCUGAGAGGCAGCGCUGAAGUAUGUGCGGACGGACGUCCUGUCACUUGCCGAGAGACGUUCUCACCAGGGCCUGCGCCUAUCAGGAUCGGCAGGGCCGGCGGCGCCUCCCGCAGUGGAGGGACCCCGACAAGUACUGCCCGUCCUACAACAAGAGCCCGCAGUCCAGCAGCCCCGUGCUCCUCUCCAGACUGCACUUUGAGAAGGAUGCAGACUCAUCAGAUCGGAUAAUUAUUCCCAUGCGAUGGGGCUUAGUCCCAUCUUGGUUCAAAGAAAGUGAUCCUUCCAAGCUGCAGUUCAACACUACCAACUGUCGUAGUGAUACCAUAAUGGAGAAGCAGUCGUUCAAGGUUCCUCUGGGGAAAGGACGACGGUGUGUUGUUUUAGCAGAUGGAUUCUACGAGUGGCAGCGGUGUCAGGGAACAAACCAGAGGCAACCAUACUUCAUCUAUUUUCCUCAAAUCAAGACAGAGAAGUCAGGUGAGAACGAUGCUUCAGGCAGCCCUGACAACAAGGAAAAGGUCUGGGACAACUGGAGGCUGCUGACAAUGGCAGGGAUCUUUGACUGCUGGGAACCGCCAGGGCGAGAAUGCCUGUAUUCCUACAGCAUCAUCACUGUGGAUUCCUGCAGAGGUUUGAGUGACAUCCACAACAGGAUGCCUGCCAUACUAGAUGGAGAAGAAGCAGUCUCCAGAUGGCUUGACUUUGGUGAGGUCGCCACUCAGGAAGCCCUGAAGCUAAUCCACCCCAUAGAUAAUAUCACCUUCCACCCGGUGUCUCCAGUGGUGAACAAUUCCCGAAACAACACUCCUGAGUGUCUGGCUCCUGCUGACUUGCUGGUUAAGAAGGAACCCAAGGCAAGUGGCAGCAGUCAAAGGAUGAUGCAGUGGCUGGCUACAAAGUCCCCCAAAAAGGAAGUCCCUGACUCACCCAAAAAGGAUGCAUCAGGUCUACCCCAGUGGUCCAGCCAGUUUCUCCAGAAGAGCCCAUUGCCUGCUAAAAGAGGUGCCACCAGCAGCUUCCUGGAUCGAUGGCUGAAGCAGGAGAAGGAGGAUGAGCCCGUGGCCAAGAAGCCUCACAGCUAGUGACAGACUCCUCCAUACCAGGCCUCGGCCGGUACAGUAUUACUGUUGCCACCAGUUGACUGGAAUUGUAACCUUUUACUUGGGAAGGUGGUGGCCCAAUAUCAGCUGACCUUUAUGGGCCUAGGAGAACAAGGCUACCGUGGGACAGCCUAAGAUGGCUGCCUACCAAGGCCAGCCCUGUGGGCCCUGCUACCCCUCCUAUUUCUGCUGGGAACCUGCCUCCCUGCUGGGAGCUUUCCUGUUCCCUGGUGUUCCAUGAAGGAGGCGCUUCUCUGUCUCUGGGCUCUCCUUUAGAGUUAAGUUCUUAAAAUGUAUUUUGUCCUAAAUAAAC